Messenger RNA from Amphibalanus amphitrite, 1642 nucleotides. Its product is annotated as DNA repair protein complementing XP-A cells homolog. The transcript has 2 exons. Gene Ontology annotation, cellular component: nucleotide-excision repair factor 1 complex. The record is from RefSeq and is a predicted model, not a curated record. Bases 244 to 1182 code for a protein of 312 amino acids. Gene Ontology annotation, molecular function: damaged DNA binding. Lineage: Eukaryota; Metazoa; Arthropoda; Thecostraca; Balanomorpha; Balanidae. Gene Ontology annotation, biological process: nucleotide-excision repair, DNA damage recognition; nucleotide-excision repair involved in interstrand cross-link repair; UV-damage excision repair.
GCGGUUAAUAUGUAAAACAAUUUAUUAUUUUGGUCACUCACACGAGUUACGACAAAAUACAGGCAAAAUUUUGUAAGUGUAAAACUUAAGUAUAAAAUAGACACAUUAUCAGAAUCUUGAUUUAAUAAUUCAGGCCUAGUUUCAUAUGAAUAAACAAAAGAAAAGAACCUGAUCCGGAGAAGUAAGCAUGGUAAUCAUAACCACAAAUGAUUUCAGCAAGCGCGUCAGAUUUGACAUCAUACCAUGAAGAGAAAACAUGGUUCUGAGGAGGCCCAGCAAGGCCACUCAACUGAAACAUGCAACAAUGGCCCAGAGACAGGUCCAUCUGGGUCCCAGACCCGAUCCAUAUUUGACCCUGAGCCGGUCGCGAAGCAGCCUGCUCCGGCUCCAGCAGCAGAAUCGUCGCCACUGAGCCGCGCCCAGAAAGCGCAGAUCGAGCGCAACCGCCAGCGCGCCCUGAUGCUGCGCCAGGCGCGGCUACGCGAGCACCCGUCGCAGGCGGCGCUCGACGGCGGCUGCGACGGACGGGUGCUGCGCGUGCAGGGCACGCGGCUCGUCGACUCUGGCGGCGGCUUCUUCAUCGACGAAUCGGAGUCGGAGGCGCCGGCCGGGCCGCCGCCGCUGCGCGAAAAGCCGGCCCCGCUGCACAUCACCGAUCGGCCCGACUGCGACGAGUGCGGCGCGCCGGUAGCCUCCUCGUUCCUGGUGGACAGCUUUGACUGGCCCGUGUGCGACCCAUGCCAGAAGGAGAACAGCGACAAGUAUGCCCUCAUCACGCGCACAGAGGCCAAACAGGAGUACAUCCUCAAAGACGAGGACUUUGACAAGCGCGAGCCAGAGCUGCGCUUCAUCACCCGUCGCAACCCGCACAACCCGCGCUGGGGCCAGAUGAAGCUCUACCUACGACUGCAGAUCGAGGAGCGGGCGCUCCAGGUCUGGGGAUCGGAGGAGGAGCUCGAGCGACAGCACGAGCUUCGCGACAAGAAAAAGGAAAAGAUCAAGGUAAACAAGUUCAACAAACGUGUGAAGGAGCUUCGUAUGGCGGUGCGUAGCAGUGUGUACAAGCGGGACCUGACGGGACACGAACACACCUACGGUGAGGAGGUGCACAAUGAUGCAGACGAUACCUACACACGGACUUGUACGGAGUGCGAUCACUCACAAACAUACGAGAAAAUGUGAGCCAGACUGGUGCGGGACUGUUCUGAUGAACGCAGCAAGACGAACAAAAGUGAAGCAAUAUGAUGAAUGGUGAAAAUAAUGUUGUACUUGUUAAUUGAUCUUUUUGGAUGAAUUACUGCGCGUUCUGUGGAGUAAUUUUUUAGUGGAUCGGAACUUAGCCACGAUAAUUUGAUAGGUAAUGUUGAGGAACACUACAAAACGCUACGUGCUCGUUUUAAGAGUGCGCUAAUAUUUAGGAGUGUAGUGGGUAGGUCGAAUCUUUGACGGAUGUUGCUGGCAUCAUUUUUUCGUCUUUAUGCAUUACGCUUCAUUAUGCCCCGUGCUGCUCUUAGCUUCUUUGUAAUCAGUAUUCGCACAUUUUUUUAUUGGUGUUUCCGUCGCCGAUGUUCCAAACAGGGUGCAUGUUCGCAAGCCGUAACGCGAUAUGUUGAAUAAUAUAGCUGUUUUAUAACACAAAUAA